Messenger RNA from Stomoxys calcitrans (stable fly), 730 nucleotides. RefSeq names its product activating signal cointegrator 1 complex subunit 2 homolog. The transcript is spliced from 2 exons. The record is from RefSeq and is a predicted model, not a curated record. The coding region runs from base 95 to 730 and encodes 211 amino acids. Lineage: Eukaryota; Metazoa; Arthropoda; Insecta; Diptera; Muscidae.
CGUCCACUGAGACAACCAGAGACAACCAUCGAUUGAGGUAAAUCCCAUCUACAUUGACAUACAUACAUAGUUGUGUGCCAUCGUUUCGGUCAAAAUGAGUGCCCAAAACCUCUACAAGUGCAUGUUGUGCAAAAAACGCCAUGCCCUCAGAUACUGCCCAAUUUUCAUCCAGAUGACGGUGGAGGACAGGAGGGUAGUAGUUCGACAGCACAACUACUGCCGAAAUUGUCUGGCGAAAAGCCACACAAUUGAUGACUGCCAGUCGGCAGAUACUUGUCGAAAAUGUGGGUUUCGGCAUCACACCAUGCUGCACCCACGAAAACUCACCUUCAACUCCAGCAGCUCUACCAUCACCACCAAAUCGACCUCAUCAAGACAACAACCCCAAAAGAAACCACCAACUUUAGCACGGCCUCGACGACAACAAUCAACAUCAACUCCGGCCCAACGCAAACAACCAGCUAAAUCACGCCUUGGCCAACGUCAACACACAGCCUCAGCUGGUCAACAACAGCGACAACCCAAAAAACGCUACAGGUCUCAGAGUCAAAGAGGCCGCCUGCCACCAAAGCAAAGACCUCAGCAAAAGCCAAGACCUCAACAGAAGCCAAAGCCACAGAAAGCCAAAAAAGAACGCUCAGCAGCCCCUCAACCGAAUUACUUGAUACUGUCAGAGGCUAUAAAGUCCUUGGCGACCGUACUUUGCGCUUCCUCAUCAAAUUUUGCGUAA